Messenger RNA from Heterostelium album PN500, 621 nucleotides. RefSeq lists its product as uncharacterized. NCBI's taxonomy places the organism in Eukaryota, Evosea, Eumycetozoa, Acytosteliales, Acytosteliaceae. Bases 1 to 621 code for a protein of 206 amino acids. The record is from RefSeq and is a predicted model, not a curated record. The transcript has 3 exons.
AUGACACCGGAGUACUGCCAAUCACUAUAUGAAUCAAUACCAAACAGAUUGAAUCAAGUAAUCCUCAACCAAGUCGAAAUAUCAAUCGCCAAAUGGAAAUCAACAAACAUCAGAUUGGAAAUCAACAACAUUAAGAAUAUACUAGAUGAUAUUAUGAACCAAAAAUGUGAUGAUAUUAAGAACAUAACAUUCAACGAUAAUUUAAUCGCUUUUUUGGAAAUACAUUCACAAAACAAAUUAACACAUCCAGUCAUAUUUCAGAAAGUAGUUGAAGAAGACUAUAGGAGAUUUAAAAGAGAAGAAGAGAGAAUUAAACAAAAGAAAAGGAAGAUACAGCAAGAUAGGAAACAGGAUAAGCAACAAGACAAGAAACAAGAUAAUCAGCAAGAUAAGAAACAAGAUAAGAAGAUACAAUAUAAGAAGCAAAACAAGAAACAAGAUAAACAACAAAACAAGAAACAAGAUAAGAAACAAGACAAGAAACAAGAUAAGAAGAUACAAUAUAAGAAGCAAAACAAGAAACAAAAAAAUAAAACAAAAUAUUUAUUCUUUUAUUGUGAACUCUGUUCAUCUUUUAAUCUAUCCAUAUUUGCUGAACUUGUUGUUCCUGAUAUGCUUUAA